AUGAAGCAAUGGCCUGUUGACCUUGCACUUGUAUUAACCAUCCAGCAAAGAAAAUUUGAUGAAAGCACAAGGUUAAAUUCCAUGUGUGGGACAUUAGAAUAUAUGACACCUGAAAUUGUACAAGGGAGGGGCCAUCAUAACGCUGCUGAUUGGUGGAGUGUUGGAAUUUUAAUGUAUGAAAUGCUUACUGGAAAGCCUUCGUUUAGAGGUGGAAACAGACAGAAGAUUCAGGAGAAAAUAGUGAAGGACAAGAUAAAGCUUCCAGGAUUCUUGUCAAGUGAAGCACAUUCGCUUUUGAAAGGGAAUUUCCCUGGUGCUCCAACAUUUUUGCCAGGUAAACCCAUCUGGCCAGACCUCUGUAUUGCCUCCUACAAGGUAGAUCACACUUGCUUGGGUAAACGUUAUAUAGUAUGCUUUCAAACUUGUCUUCUUCCUGAAUUCUUUUUCUUUUUAUCAUGGAAACCUUCAACAGUAGUUUUGGACCGGCACCUUCUUGCAAAAGAUAUCGUGUACGUGUUCUAG
This is a messenger RNA of Lactuca saligna, 522 nucleotides long. The record is from the annotation of a GenBank genome assembly. NCBI's taxonomy places the organism in Eukaryota, Viridiplantae, Streptophyta, Magnoliopsida, Asterales, Asteraceae.